AUUAGGUGGUGCAACAAUGCUGCCUGUUUUCAUGUUAGGUAAAGAGUUUCUGGAGGUGCACCUAAUCUGGUUUUAUCCUGAUUAUUUGUCUGAGUCCAGCUGCACAGACGGAGCUGCAGUAACUCAGAUUUCCAUCCACUGUUUAUUUGAAAGGAGGAACAAAAGGCUUCUUGGACCCGAAUGGCUUCUGUCAGGAUAAACAAGGGUUUAUCCUCCUUUGUGAAGAUUUUUAAGUCUUGACCAAACUUACGGACGAUGAUGGGUCGUAAGCUGGAUCUGACUGGUCUGUCGGACAACGAGGCCACUCAUGUGCUGCAGGUGGUUCAGAGAGACAUGAGGCUCCGCAAGAAGGAGGAAGAGAGACUCAGUGAACUGAAGCAGGAGCUGGAUGAGGAGGGCAGUCGUUGUCUCCUCCUGUCGCGGCAGAGUUGCUUCAACCAGCGUUGCUGCAUCCGCUGCUGCUCGCCCUUCACCUUCCUGCUCAACCCGAAGGGUCGGUGCAGAGACUGCAGCUACAACGUGUGCAAGGCCUGCCGGGUCUACAACCAGCGGGACAAAGCCUGGCUCUGCUCCGCCUGCCAAAAGUGCAGGUUGCUGAAGACUCAGUCACUCGAGUGGUUUUAUACGAACGUGAAGAAACGCUUUAAGAGGUUCGGCAGUGCCAAAGUGCUGAAGACUCUCUACAGGAAACACCUGGCAGAGCACAGUGCUCUUUCAGAGCUCACAGAGGGCAGCGCCUGCGACGAGAGCAUCUGCAAUGAGGACAGCGUCAGUGGGAGCGACUCAACCUUCUACAGGCAAACUGAAGAGCACAGCCUGGAGGAGACGCUCACUGUGGCCAUGCGGGUUGCAGAGGAGGCCAUAGAUGAAGCCAUUUCUAGGGCUGAGUUUGACACCUCUACUCAGAAGAAGCAGAAUGAAGCUCAUUAUCUGCAGGAGCACAAAGGAGAGCUCAUCGAGGAGCUGGCCAGAACUAUUGUGCAAAAAAUCACCAGCAGGAGGAACUCUUCGGCUGAGAUGAGGGCAGAAUACGACCACAAAUGGCCCUCAGAGCAGAACACCAGCCUUCAUCCUCAUCAGUCAAAUUGUGAUCAAGUCUCCGGCUCCCUGAAGGCAAAUCUCUGGAGGUCCCAUUCAGCCUUCACACUGGACGACUGCUCUUGUACUCCGGAGCAAAACUGUCUGACAGCCUUAAAGAACGAAGCCAGCGGGUUGGCUAUGACGGCGUGGAAGAGUGUGGAUCGACUCGACAACUCUGUUCUGAAGAGUCCAGAUGGGAACUGGAUCGCCCUGCAGAGUGCCCAGCUGUCUCGCCCCAGCCUCCUCACCAAACGCAAGAGCCUGGUUUACAGUGCCUUGGAGAGGGAGUCCGGCGUGGUGUCAGCCUACGAAGGUCUGGGCUCUGACAACGAAACCAAACCAGAGGCUGAUAGUGCCUGGGGAGCUGUCCUCCAGGAGAUCCACAGGAAAAUGACAGACUCUAAGUUCACCUCACACGGGCACAACGUCACACCUCUGGUGGACCCCCACGUCUGCAGCGAUGAUCCAUUUUCAGACUCUGAGGGGCACUGGAAACCUAUUAAACAUCUGCUGGUUCAUCUAAAGAAGAAAGUUCCUGCGGAGAUCAGGAAGCCUUUGUCGUCUCGUAGGACCAGCAUCAUCGAUGUGAACUUUAACCUCAAAGGAGGAGGGGAAAGGGAAGGGGUGAAGAUGGCUGCUCAGCCAGAAACGAGAAAAAUCAGGAAAUCACGGAAGAAGAGGAGUAAAAAAAAGCCCUCUUCUGUACUGGAUUUAAACAGAGAAAGUGAUCCUCUACAUCCAUCUGAUGCUGUGACUCCUACCACUCCCACCUCCGAAGCAUCGACUCCUGAACCUUUUGACCUCGAUGGUGACGUAACAGGAAAGGACUUUUCUUUGAAUGUGCAUCAAUCUGAAGGCAGAGUUUCUGACUUUGACAUGAGAGAAGGACCAGAAAAAGACAGAAGUGAUGGAGAAACGGGGGUGAUGACGAGACAGAGGGACAUGGACUUGGGUGGACUGACACCAGAGGAGGAAGAGAAAGAAAAAGAUGAAGAGGUGAGAUGCAGUUUGUACAGACUUGUUUCACAGUCCAACCUCACCUACUUCUCUUCUACUAAAGAUGAUUUAGACAGAGUGGGACAAAGCGAAGGGGAGGGAGACACGGAGGAGGAGCAGAAGAGUCUUUCUAAUAGACUUUUUCAGUUGGAAAAACGAGUCCAAGCAAUGCAGUUCUCGUCCACUGAGGACGAGCUGGACAGAAUGGGUGUUGAAGAGGACGAGAACGAGGAAGAUCUGGCCGUGAAAUUGUGCCGACUAGCUAAUGAAGUUAAUGCCUCCCAGUUUUCUUCUACUGAGGAUGAGUUGGACAGAGUGGGAAGAGGAGAGGACGAAGAGGAGGUGACUGACGAGGAGACGUUGUGGAAGCUGCAGCCAGACAGAAGUCAGCUGAGGGAUUUGGUCAGUUUGGUCAGAGCCUCGCAGUUUUCCUCCACUGAGGAUGAGCUGGACAGAGUUGGAGAGAAGGAAGGAGAAAUGGAGCAGAAAGUAAAACAGGAAAUCGGGAGUGAGAUGAAGGAGCUGUGGGAGGGAGCAGAAUCCAUGGGAGACAUCGACAUGAAAAUGUUUGAUUUGACAGAUGAAACAGAGGAAAUGAGAGAACAGAAAAGUGAUGAAAAUACAAGAGAAGAUGUUUUUGAUAGCUGGAAGGAGACUGAGGAUGUUUGGGAUGAUGAAAGAGAUGUAAAGAAAGGUAGAAAUCUCCUGGAUGAAAGAGUAAAGGGGAAUACAUCGGCUGGAAAAGAGCAACUAUGUGUCAAAGAUCUGGAAGUCUUCAAACCUGAGAAAGUACUGGAGCCAAAAGAAAGACAAGAGGCACACUUUAAAACAAGAGAGGACGCCGAGAGGACAGAACACGAGAUAAAACCUGAACCAGAGACUGAGCCAGCAGCAAAAAUGAAUGAUGAAAUGGAAGAGUUCAUAAAAGAAGGCAACGAGAGAGAGAGGAAAUGGAAAUUGGCAGCAAGAAGUGAUGAAGAAGACUUAGAAUUUGACAGAAUAAUCAGCAGCAUGUUGAUGAUGACUCUGGAGGACAUGCAGGUGGAAACGAUGAAGGACACAGAUGGAAAAAGUGAGCGAAGACUAGAGGAGGUAGAGAAUAGCAGAGAGCAGGAGAGAAAAUCAGUGGAACAAAGAAAAGAUGCUUCAGAGGAAACAGAACAAGUUUCAGACGAAAGGACAGAAAAAAUCAUCUCUAAUCAACGGACUAGAGGUGUUAGAGGGGGAAACAUGGAGGAUGGAGGACAGACAUGUUUAACUAGAGAGAAAAUCAAAGACUCAGAUCAGACAAGUCCAGAGUCUGAUUUGGAGGAGACAAGAGUGGAGGGAGACAUGAUGGAGACGAAUGCAGCAAACGAAAACAUUAAAGAGGUGGAGCAGAGCAGCUCUCCUCCUCACGGAGGGUUUCUGUCACCGGAGGAGUUUCAGAGCGAUAGCAACAUGGAGCUUUAUCAAACUAUACAGUUAAUAUCAUCCCUUCUGGAGCAGAAAUAUUCUGCAGCGUCUCUGCGCAGCAUCACCACCGAGGUGUUGAAGGUUCUGAACACCACUGAAGAGCUGCUGCAGGGAGUGGAUGCUCAAAACCACACCUGGCAUCCUUCUGUCUCGCUGCCACCAAACAUGGACCCCAAAACACUGGACCAGCAGUUCUCCAGACUGGAGGAAAAUGUGUACGUUGCAGCCGGUCCAGUGUACGGUCUGGAGGCAGAGCUCAGUGAUCUGGAGGAGUGCGCCAGAGGAAUCUGCAGCUCCACAUCCGACAUGGAGCUGACUUUCCUGGAGGAGCAGGUGGCAGCAACUGCUGCUCGAGUUCAGCAGUCAGAGCUACAGAUAGGCAACAUCUCUGCAAGAAUCGCUGCUCUGAAGAGCGCCGGCCUCAACGUGGACCCUCAGUUACGCGUCACUAAAGCCAGGACCUCGUCAGUUACGCCUGUGACUCUGGACUCCUCGAGACACAUGAGAAGAAGAUUGCCUGCCCCGCCGGUGAAAGAAGACAAAGACGCCUAAACCACGGACCUGAUGCAGAACUUCCACCCAGCCGUGCCUUCACUAGUCAGACUCGGUUUGCCUUUAUUAAAACUAAACAAACGUCUAAAGGACAGACAUUACUCUGCUCAGCAGAAAUAAACUCUUGUUAAAAAGUUCACAUAAUGAUUUGGUAGAGAUUAGAAAACAAGUUCAAAUUUUACAGCAAAAAAAAAGGUUUUAUUCUGAAUACUUUUUAGAUUUAUUUUAAACUUGUGUACGGCAACUGAAAAUAUACACAUUUGACAGUAAUAGGAGCAGCUACUGCAAGCACUAUGGAAGAUAGAUCAGUUACACCAAUGUAAGAAUUUCUGUAGGAUAGAAUUAAAAUAUAAAACAUUUGUA
Messenger RNA from Nothobranchius furzeri (turquoise killifish), 4446 nucleotides. RefSeq names its product myosin VIIA and Rab interacting protein a (gene myripa). Gene Ontology annotation, molecular function: small GTPase binding; myosin binding; actin binding. Gene Ontology annotation, cellular component: cortical actin cytoskeleton. NCBI's taxonomy places the organism in Eukaryota, Metazoa, Chordata, Actinopteri, Cyprinodontiformes, Nothobranchiidae. The record is from RefSeq and is a predicted model, not a curated record. Gene Ontology annotation, biological process: intracellular protein transport.